Messenger RNA from Rattus norvegicus (Norway rat), 6774 nucleotides. RefSeq names its product tripartite motif-containing 26 (gene Trim26). The record is from RefSeq and is a predicted model, not a curated record. Gene Ontology annotation, cellular component: cytoplasm; nucleus. Gene Ontology annotation, molecular function: ubiquitin protein ligase activity; zinc ion binding. NCBI's taxonomy places the organism in Eukaryota, Metazoa, Chordata, Mammalia, Rodentia, Muridae.
GAGCCAAUCCCAGGGCUGGUCCCAGAGAAAUCUCGGCGGAGGGCACGGAGCUCCGGGAGACUGCUGGGCGGGGAGGCUGUGGUGCCGGCUGCUUGCUGAGGACCUACCCCCGGAACAGCUCCACGGAGAGGAGCGAUCCGGCCCGGAGCGCGGCGCGGUCCCCAGAGCCAGAAGUGAGAGGGACCCGGAAGACGUUCCACCUGGUGGCUUGGAGCUGUGCAUGACCAGAGGCAGGUCUUAUAUUUAUGUCUGGUCUCUGAAGAAGAAGGACCCCCACCAGGGAACAGAGACCCCCCCCAAGCUAAGGGUGCAAUGGCAGUGUCAGCCCCCUUGAGGAGUCUGGAAGAGGAGGUAACCUGCUCCAUCUGCCUGGAUUACCUGCGGGACCCGGUGACCAUCGACUGUGGCCACGUCUUCUGCCGAAGCUGCACGAGUGAUAUUCGCCCCAUAUCGGGGAACCGCCCAGUCUGCCCGCUCUGCAAAAAGCCCUUUAAGAAGGAGAACAUCCGGCCAGUGUGGCAGCUUGCAAGCCUGGUAGAGAACAUUGAACGGCUGAAGGUAGACAAUGGGAAGCAGCCAGGAGAGCUGGCCCGAGAGCCACAGGACAUGAAGUUGUGUGAGCGGCACCAGGAGAAGCUGCAUUACUACUGUGAGGAUGAUGGUAAACUGUUGUGCGUGAUGUGCCGUGAGUCCCGGGAGCACCGCCCCCACACUGCAGUCCUGGUGGAGAAGGCUGCCCUGCCUCACAGAGAGAAAAUUCUGAACCACUUGAACACCCUGAGGAGAGACAGGGACAAAAUCCAGGGCUUUCAGGCCAAGGGAGAAGCUGAUAUUCUGGCUGCACUGACGAAGCUGCAGGAGCAGAGGCAAUACAUUGUGGCGGAAUUUAAGCAGGGCCACCAGUUUCUAAAGAAACGAGAACAGCACCUGCUAGACCAGCUGGCCACCCUGGAGCAGCUACUCACUGAGGGCAGGGAGAAGUUCAAGACCCGGGGUGUCAGUGAGCUUGACCGAUUGACUCUGGUCAUCUCCGAGCUGGAGGGCAAGGCACGACAACCGGCUGCAGAGCUGAUGCAGGAUGCCUGCUCUACACAGGACACCAAGGACUUCGCCAACAAGUACCCACGGAAGAAGUUCUGGAUUGGGAAAGCCAUCCCUCACAUGGUUAAAAGAAAAGCGGGAGAAUUCUCAGAUAAACUUCUUUCUCUGCAGCGAGGCCUGAGGCAGUUCCAAGGCAAGCUGCUGAGAGACUUGGAGUAUAAGACAGUAAGCGUCACCCUGGACCCACAGUCGGCCAGUGGAUACCUGCAGCUUUCAGAGGACUGGAAGUGCAUUACCUACACCGGCCAGUACCAGAGUGACUGCCUGCUCCCUCAGCAGUUUGACUGUGAGCCAGGAGUGUUGGGCAGCAAGGGCUUCACCUGGGGCAAGGUAUACUGGGAGGUAGAGUUGGAGAGAGAAGGCUGGUCGGAGGACGAGGAGGAGGGGGAGGAGGAGGAGGAAGGGGAAGAGGAGGAGGAAGAUGAAGAACCUGGCUAUGGGGACAGAUAUGAAGACUGGGAAACAGAUGAGGAAGAUGAAUCCCUGGGGGAAGAGGAGGAGGAGGAAGAGGAAGAGGAGGAGGAAGUUCAGGAAAGCUGCAUGGUUGGAGUGGCCAAAGACUCCGUGAAGAGGAAAGGGAACCUCUCCCUCCGGCCAGAGGAUGGCGUGUGGGCCCUUCGACUCUCCCCUUCUGGCAUCUGGGCCAACACGAGCCCAGAGGCCCAGCUCUUCCCGGUGCUGCGCCCCCGGAGAGUGGGCAUUGCCCUGGAUUAUGAAGGGGGCACUGUGACAUUCACCAAUGCAGAGUCCCAGGAACUCAUCUAUACCUUCACGACCACCUUCACUCGGCGCCUGGUUCCCUUCCUGUGGCUCAAGUGGCCAGAAGCACGCCUUCUGCUGAGACCCUGAACACCAGACCCUGCUUGGGUCACCCUACAGAAGCUUUACUCUGAGAUUCCAGGACUCUGAGAUGAAGAUAUUGCCUGGAUCCCACACCCAUGGAAUCUCCCCUUCUCUGGGAUCCCAAAACUAUGUAGUGGAGGAACGUUCCUGGCCAAAGCACUAGGAGGAGGAGAGUGGAGGAGGGACAUCACAUCCACUGCCACCCAUUUCCUCACUGCCGCGGCCAAAGUCUCUCUCAGCACUGUCACCCUAACUGUAUUUCUUAUUCAGCUUCUCAUUUCCUCUGAAGUUUCCUGAUCUGAAGACCAAAUGACUCCCUCUUUCCUGAACACCCAUUUGUCUUGGCUCUGGGCUCUCUAUUGAGCAGGGUCAGCAGCAGCAGCAGCAGCAGCAGCAUCUUCUGGUUCACUUGUUAGCACUCACAGGAAGACUUUCAAUGACAUCUGAAGCCGUUUUGCUGUCCUCAGAUUUGAGGAGCCCCUUGCCCAAAACCACUCUGUUGUCUACCUUUCCUGGCCAUCUUAAACUCACUUUUCCUGCCCCACCAGAGUUAAAUACAUGAAGAUUCGAGAAUGGAUGUAGUCAAGAUCCACUCGAGUUCCCGAGGCCGUGUACGUUUGUGUCCUGGAGCUCUGGUAGAAUCAUCUCCUGGCGUGGCUCCCAAAGCCUAUGGCCUUCCAACCCAGACCUUGAGUAGAUAGGACUCCCCAGGGACAUCUGUGUCUCAGAAAGCAUCUAGGUACUAUGGCUCAGAUAGUAACUGUGGUCAAUAAAUUACCUCUGAUUACCUCUGCACAGUUAGUUCUUGUGAAGGGAGUCUUUAAAACAACCCCAGCCUCUUGGUCUUGAUGCUCAGCUAAGAACAUUGAGGCCAAGUACCCAGGAGGUCAGGACCUCAUUGCUGGCACUACAGAGUGUCCAGAUUCACUUUCCUAAGAGAGGGAUUGCAGAAGGGGAGAGCGGGCCAUGAGGAAUAUAGAGGACCUCUGCCCUAGGUCUUCCUAUGAAGAAAAGGCCUGCAUUAUCUCCUUGCUGACCUAGCUGGUGCCCACAGUUGAACCCGAGCUCCUGCUUAGCCAAAAUGAUGCGCCCCCCCCCCUUUAAUCCUUAAACAUUCCAGAUUUCUUCAGCCUGUGCAAGUGUUAGCUCCUCUUGGCUCCUGACAGACUGUUCCCAGAUGCUGGAUCUCAGUGGCCUCAGAGUAAGCCACACCCCACACCGUCUCGAGACAGAGCACUCCGUAGGCCUCACAUGCUGCCUGAGUCACUAGUUACACACACAGUGGCUCCCUCACCACUCUUUGUUCCUAGAGCUAAUCAUCUCUCCCUCCCUUCAUUUCCUGUGUCUUGGUUACUGAAUAAACUACACGUUCUUCUCAGUGGUCAGAAAUCUCAAAAGACAGUCGUCUGGGGCUGUCUCCUCCUCUUAUCUUGGUGCCUACCGGAAUGAACUUGAACCUGAGCCAUUGAUUGUUCCCUCUGCGGACAGCUUUUUAAAUCCCCUUUUGUCAUUAAACUGGGGGUUCUGGAUCUUUUCCCUCUGAGGCCUGUAGCCCAGCUAGCCUAAGUCUUGUGUAGCUGAAGAUGACCUUAAACUUCCUGUCUCGCCUUCUAAGGUCUGAGAUUUCAGGUGGGUGCCACUAAUGCCUGGUUUAAGUGCUGGGGACUGAACCCAGGGUCUCUCGCAUCCUGGGCAAGCACUCCCCAGGUGGCAUCCCAAGCCCUGGUCCUAUUUCUGGACCCUGUGUCUCCUCUCCUAACUUAACUGUGGUUCUGUCACACAUCAUUUAAAAACUUCUGAGAUGAGUUUGGAAGCUGCAUUUUCAAACAUUGGGAAAUGUUUAUCUCACUUGUACACUUAAGGUAUUCUUCAAAAGUAGUUUUCUUUUAGGAUGUCAGGAUUGCUCUACUGCCUUAAGCUCCUGAUUUUCAGAAUUCCCGUGGGGCUCUUUGCCUCAUGAUAUCUCUCUGUGGCCUGUUUCUGUUUUACAGAAGAGUCUGGGAGUCUUACUUGUAUCCUUACUCCUUGUUCUAACACAUAUGAACCACACACAUACAUAAUACAUACAUACAAUUGAGGAGCUGGACAUGAAUCUCACGAUGUAGACAUGGCUGGCCUCAGGCUCACAUGGCGAGAUUUAAAGCCUUAUACUGUCACACUAAGGAGGGGUAAAAACCUUUAAAAUACCCGGGGCAACCUAGAAAAAAGGUUUAUUUAAGCUCCUGGUUCUGAAGUUGCAGUCCAUGAUCAGUGGUCUCAGUGCUUUUGGCCUCUGUCAUGGUAACCAAUCCUGGCAGGCUUGCUUGACAGAGCACAGUCACACAUCUCAUCAGCUGGGAAACAGAAUGAACCAGACCCUGAGAGUCUCCUUCCAAAGCUACCCUAGUGACCUAAAGACACUACCUCCUAAUUAGUCCACUCUUCCGGCCAGUCCUUUAACACCUCACCAUUCAGAAGAUUGAAACUAGAAUCACCCCAACCCCAUCUUUCUAAGUUGCCACAAUCAACAGAUUAGACACAAAACACAAGGCCCUUGGCUUAUUUUAUUAAAACAUUCUCUUAAAACCUAGAGAAAUGACCUGAAGGGACACUUUGGGGUCCACCCAGAUUUGUUGAGGCCCCAAAGCAUCUCCAGCUUUGUGUCCAAAAGUCAUUAUAAAUUAGUACAAGCCAAACAGCCCUGGUUACCCUACAAUGGUCAUUUUGAAACUUUUACAGUUACUUUGUUAAAUCCCAUUGGCUUAUAGCUUUGCUUGGUGUCUAGAGCAAUGCCUUCCUUGUCUGCUUCUGGCUCUCCAGAGAGAUCACCGUGUCCAGGAACGGGAUUGCAGGGUGCUGACAGUACUGGAUUAACACAUUAAAAACUGUACAAGACUCCAAGACCCUAAGUUCCAACCUCAUUUUUGAAUGCUAGGCACAGAGCUGGGUUUCCGGCUGCUGUCUUGUCUGCCACAAUUCACUGCCUCCACUUCAGUCUUUCUACGGCCGGCAGGAACUUUGUCCAGGUGGGACAGGGUUGGAAAAAGAUGGCGGUUGGUGCCUUGGUAUUUGACGUUUGCAGGAUCUCUCCCAUACCUGGUAGUCUGUGACCACGUCUACGCCGCAAAGAACAGGUGUGUCUCCAUUUGCGUGGCAGAUGGGUGCUAGCCAGUUGGAAAAGUGUCACAGCGAGGACACUGUCCUCAGUGCCCAGGUCCUGCCAUCCCCUCACCUUGGGGCCACUCUUACGGUGCAGCUGCCACUCGGGUGGCCAUUACAGAGAGGAUUGGGCUCCGGGUUUUGGUCUGAGGAUCCAGAGUGACCCCCUACCCUCACUUCAGGAUGACACAUAGUCCAUUGCUGCCUGCUUCCUAGGCUUCUGUUUCUGGAGGACAGAAGUGAUAGCUGUGUCAGAGGAUUUGUUUCUUAAAAGUGAAGUAGCCAGGACAGCAGCAGCAGCACAGUACCUAGGAGCCUGUUAAGAAGCACAAAAUCUUGGGCCCUGCCCUAGACUACCCCAACAAGAGCCUGCAUUUUAACCAGGUGUCUGGAUAAAGUUUCUACAGUACGUUAGAGAAGUAGGGAUCAAUAUAAGAACAGGCAAGUGCUUCUGGGAACAAUUAAGCGCCAAUUUGAAAGUAAAUGUUAAUUUUGCUCUUUCCUCUCCAGGUCCCUUUUUUGUGGCACUGGGGUUUUAUGCAUGGUAGGCAAGCAAGCCCUAGUAGGAAGCUAUUAAUACAUCCCUAGACCCCAGCCCUUCCCUACAUCCCACCCCUAGAAAUGGUCUUUGUAGCUGAGGCUGGCCUAAAACUAACUCUAGCCCAUGCUGACCUCAAACUUGAGGCAGUCUGACCGCCUCCACCACCGAAGUGCUGGGAUUGUAACUGUGUCGCCAUGACCAGCAAAUGACUAGGUUUUUAAUACAUGAUAUUUGUUCAGAUCUACAGAAAGUCUUGCAUAAUUCUGGACAAAUAUCUACACAUAACUGAGAACAUUCACCAGUCACUGUGUGCCCGGUACUGUGCUGAGCUCCUUGUAUAAAUUCAUUUAAUCCUCAAAUGGAUUUAUAGUGUAGGAGCAAUGGUGGAGAGAAAAGGCUUAAUAGACCCAAGACCCCCACACAGUCAGGGUCUAGGUGAGCACAUUUCAUUGCUGUUGGUGGCCAUGGGUGGAAUGGAUAUCAAGGGAACCCCCAACCCCCAACCCCCAACCCCGAGCACUUGCUGAUUACCUGAAUCUGUUUCCAGAUGGUGCAUCAAGUUUUCUGAAGAAAGCAGAAACAAAGAUCUGUGAGACUUAAUAUCUCCUACAGAUACUCCCAAGGGGAGGAUAUCCUGACUACAGUGUGAGGAUAGGGAUACAAGACUUAAGAGAAGUGUAUCUCCUGGUCCUUGGAUAGAGGAGACCACAAUCUGGGGAAUUGCUCUCUGAGUAGAGUGAGGUCUUGUAGGAAGGUGCAAGGAGAGAAGACGCUUAACCCAAGCUGUUUGCUUAUUUUUGUUUGGGUUUCACUAUGUAGUCCAAGCUGUCUUGAAACUUAAGAUCCUCCUGCCUCGGUCUCCCUGGUGCCGACAUUGCAGGCAGGUGCCACUAUGCUUGGUGGUUUGAACCAGGUUUUGAAGUCGAAAGGUGGAGACAGGUGGAAGGUAGAACACCUAAUGGGAUCCGGAGCCCUUGUACCUGAGAAUGUCCUCAUCAUCUUUGGGAGGCAGAGUAUUUUCCUGUGGAGGUUUCUAAUCUUUUUGAUGAGGUCAGAGGAAAUGGCCUCUGGGCACACAAAAGUCUUCAUCUCAUACCUGCAGACAAGUUGGAAAUCAAACUUAAAUUCCAAAAAUAAAAUACUUCGUUCUA